CUUGGCACCGAGCGACGAUGAUGGCCGCCGCGCGCGCUGUCCGUCUGCGCUCGACUGCGAGCCGCUGCUGCAGCUGCUGGAACCGCUGGAACCGUCUGAGUGUCCGAGAGAAGCACAGCUCGUACGAUGUGGCAGUGGUGGGAGGCGGAAUUGUGGGCCUCGCAACGGCAAGGGAGCUCAUUCUGAGACACCCAACGCUGAGCUUUGUACUGCUGGAGAAGGAGAAGGAGCUCGCUGUGCACCAGAGCGGACACAAUAGUGGAGUAAUCCACAGCGGUAUCUACUACACGCCCGGGUCUCUGAAGGCCCGGCUCUGCGUGAAAGGUGCCACGAUGGCCUACGAGUACUGCGAGAAGAAGGGCAUCCCCUACAAAAGGUGCGGCAAGCUGAUUGUAGCAGUGGAGCGGGAGGAGAUUCCAAGGCUGAAAGCGCUCUACGAACGUGGCCUAAAGAACAACGUGCGAGACCUCCGCAUGAUCGACACCAAAGGGAUCAGGGAACGGGAGCCCUACUGCAGGGGUCUCAUGGCCCUUGAUUCACCCUACACUGGCAUUGUGGAUUGGCGUCUGGUGUCACUCACCUAUGGUAGAGACUUCCAAGAAGCAGGCGGUACUGUAGUCACAGAGUUUGAGGCCAGUGACAUUUCUUCAGUAACAGAGAGCCCUGUGGGCACCGCUGAGGGUAUGAAAUAUCCGAUAUCAGUCAGAAGCUCAAAGGGAGACGAGGUGCGCUGUCGCUAUGUCCUCACCUGCGGAGGCCUGUACUCUGACCGCCUGUCUCAAAUCUCCGGCUGCAGUCCCGAACCUCGUAUCGUCCCCUUCAGAGGGGACUACCUAGUCCUGAAGCCCGAGAAGCACUACCUUGUCCGAGGCAACAUUUACCCCGUGCCUGACCCUCGUUUUCCAUUCCUUGGGGUCCAUUUCACCCCUCGAAUGGAUGGCAGCAUAUGGCUCGGACCCAACGCCGUUCUGGCUUUCAAACGCGAGGGUUACAAGGUGUACGACUUCGACGUCCGGGAUUUUGGAGACGCGCUGUCUUUCAGGGGCCUACAGAGGCUGGUGAUGAAGAAUGUCACAUAUGGACUCGCUGAGAUGUACAGAGGCGUCUUCAUCAACGCUCAAGUCAAAAUUCUGCAGAAGUACAUACCUGAGCUCUCUCCCAGCGAUGUGCUCAGGGGUCCUUCAGGGGUGAGAGCUCAAGCUUUGGACCGUGACGGGAACCUCGUGGAUGACUUUGUGUUUGACGGAGGGUUAGGAGAAGUCGGCAGCCGGGUGCUCCACGUACGAAAUGCGCCAUCGCCUGCCGCCACUUCAUCUCUGGCAAUUGCUGAGAUGAUUGCAGAUGAAGUUCAGAAACGCUUCGCUCUCUAGCAGCGCAGGUUUAGGCAGAGCCGCAUUAGACAGCACUUCUCGGUUUCUUAACCAGAGGGCUGCCAUCUGACCUCUGUCCAGCGUUCCCUGGUAGAAAGUACAGGGAGCCAAACCAUGUAUGCAAGAAAUUGACUUAAGCUCUGAUGAUCUUAGGACUGUACUGUAAUGAUUUGUCUGUAAUAGUACGUUGAUUUUUGAUAUCUUUUCCUGUUCGAGUCUGAUCCGUUAAGCCCGUUCUACAAAAAAAAAAAAAACACUGAAACAAUACUGCAAACUGUAUUUUAAAUAACUUUCCUUCAUUUACAUAUAAAAUACAAAUUGUCUUGACAUUUGACUACUUUACAAAAUGGUGCUGAAGUUGUGCAAAUCAUUCGUUUUUAACACAGAUUUAUAUAGUUGCAUCUAGUCCAGUGCUCUCGUUGGCAAAUGACAGCACAUGCCAGCUUUUAUCCCAGUUUUUGCCUCAUUGGAUGCAGCCAGCCACUUUUUUGUAAACGUGAGUUAACCGCAUACUUUUAUAAACAUAAUGACACUGCUGCAGUUUUCACUUGGGAUUUCGAUGACUUUUUAUUUAGGCCAAAACCGCUGCUUAAUUAAGUGCAAUUAGAUCCUCGAUGAUAGCCUGAAUAGAUCCGAAAUUAGAUCCGCAUUUUCACAAGGACACUAAUAGGUUUACAGUAAAUGAUUUAUAUUGUUUUGUCUUACUACUUUGUUUCAUGUCAGUACUUGCUCAAAAUGUCUGUAAGCCUUAAAUCUUGACCUGCUGAAGGAUGUUUAUUUUUUUAUUUCUCUUAUGUUCAGAAGUUGUGCUUCCGUUAGCGUAUUUUGUGUAUAACAGCAACAAAAUAUGCCUAGCAUUUUUCAAUAUUUAGUUGUGAUUUUGUAAUACAACAAUGUCUUUUUCCUUCAAUAAUUUGUCAGGUAACAGUGUGUUCAGCUCCAUAUUGCCUUAAUGUAUGAGAAAGGUGGUGUUCCUGGAUACUGCCCUUUGCAGAAUGUGUUAAGUAAACAAAUAUACAAAAAAAUAGUUUACGGUAUAUUUACAAUGCAGUACAUCUUCUACGCUGUGACCUGUUUGAGCCAACAACUUGAAAACUAGCAACUAUUUUGUACGAGGCCCUGGAGUCUUUGAUGUUUCUCAUAAUUCUUUCAGAAAAGCCUGAAAACUGUCUUUGAGGGAUUCUGUGACUAAAUUUUUAAUAUUUAUUCAGUUAUAUGCCCUGUUACAUUCAUUUUACUUUUGAAAUCUGUUCUAUUAAAUUAAUUGCUGUUAAAAUAACUUUGAACUUGCUUUCCAGGUACGUUCUCUGGUAAUACUGCAAAAACAGUUUACAGUAAAUGUGAUUGUUACUAUACCUCAGCUUUUACUGUAACAUUUUUGUAAUUCAAGUAAUUUUAUACGUAACUCUGCCUUUGUUUCUGAAAAAAGUUAAAAAGGAAGUUGAUCCUGCUGUCUUUUGUGACACUAUUCUCUUAAUUGAUGUGUGUUUCAGCCCUGCUCUGGUGCAUUUGGGUUUUCAUGCUGUCUUUAAACUGCACAAUACUGGAGUGUAAAUUAAUUUAUAUUACAGGAAUUAUUAACACAGUGAAAAAGUACAGAAAGUGUGGCCUACGAGGAGCAGAGUUAAUAAAAACAUGGUUACAGUUUGAGAGG
Messenger RNA from Scleropages formosus (Asian bonytongue), 3024 nucleotides. It is a transcript of the gene l2hgdh, whose product is annotated as L-2-hydroxyglutarate dehydrogenase. The record is from RefSeq and is a predicted model, not a curated record. The transcript is spliced from 10 exons. Bases 18 to 1370 code for a protein of 450 amino acids. Lineage: Eukaryota; Metazoa; Chordata; Actinopteri; Osteoglossiformes; Osteoglossidae. Gene Ontology annotation, molecular function: (S)-2-hydroxyglutarate dehydrogenase activity.